AUGCAUUGCUACACGGCAUUUGUCGCGCUUCUGGGCGCACAGAUCGUCAGUGCACUUCCUCAAUCACAAUGGAAAACUGUGUCUGGAGAUGAAGUUGUCCGCGCUGCUGUCGCGUUUCAUCAACCCAAGCUUGCUGAAGCUGAAGCCUUGUUGAUAGACAUUUCGGAUCCUAGUUCAGACAAAUUCGGGCAGCAUCUUGACCUGAGGGAAGUCCAAGACUACUUUAAACCCAGCGAGGGUUCGCAGCGAAAGGUCUUCCAAUGGCUUGAAGAUGCUGGUAUCGACAUGUCUACUGUGCACCUCAAGAAGGCAGCUGCUAUCCUAGAGUUUUCUGCUCCGGUUCAUGAACUUGAGAACCUUCUCGGUACCGGAGUUCACGUUGUGCACAACGAUGCGACUGGUGAACUUCGCCUUGAACCUACCGACCAUGUAGUUCCGUCUGCGAUUGAGGAUGUAGUCGAGUUUGUUGAUCUGGCUCCAUCUUCAAAGGCCGGCAAGGCAAAGCGCAGUCGUGCUGUCAAGCCAGUGCCAGAUACCCUGCCACCACCAUACAAGCUCUCUGUGGCGGACGAUCUGCGUAACUGUAGUGAAAGCUGGACUCCCGCUUGUAUCCGAAAACUCUACGGCAUUCCUCUUGGUACCAAGGCCGCAAAGAACAACUCCAUGGGUCUCUUUGGGUAUGGUGACCCGUAUCAGCCCUCAGAUCUGAACAUUUUCUGGGCAAAGCACGCUCCAUUCAUCCCCAAGGGAACGAAGCCUAAAGUCAACAGUAUUAACGGCGCCAAGGCAGAGGGCGUCCCCGUCGAAGGCGAAGAGCUGCUCGACAUCCAAAUGUCGUAUCCCAUUGUCUACCCUCAGACUGUUACAAUGUUCCAGGUCCCCUACAACAACAAGGGUGGUCUUGGGAAUGACUUCCUCGACGCCGUUGAUGCAAGCUAUUGUAAGUAUGAUGGAGGCGAUGACCCUGAUUUCGAUCUCACGUAUCCCGCCUUUCAGGGAUACAAAGGCCCUGCCAUGUGCGGCAAGUACCAAGUUACAAACGUUGUUUCAAUUUCUUUCGCAAUUGAUGAGCAGACCUUACCUCGACGUUAUAUCCAGCGCCAGUGUCACGAGUGGAUGAAGCUGGCUCUUACGGGUGUCAGUGUUCUUGUUGCUUCCGGGGACCGUGGUGUUCAGGGUGCGACGCAAUGUACUUUGAACCCUUACGAUGACAAGAAGGAGGCCUUCAAUUCUCUUUUCCCUGGAUCAUGCCCAUACGUCACGGCAGUUGGGGCGACACAAGUUAAUUUUACGGGCAGCAGAACCAAUGAGGUUGCCGUUUUUGACCCCAAGCACUUCUUUUAUUCUGGAGGCGGGUUCAGUAACAUGAAUGCACAGCCAGCCUACCAGCGCAAGGCUGUCGCCAGCUAUCUCGCUGCCAACAACCCUCAGUACCCCAAGGGCACAUACAAUAUUUCUGGACGCGCUUUUCCAGACGUUGCACUUUUGGGAGCAAACGUCACAUUGGUAGAGGACGGCAAGACUACUAUCAGUGGGGGAACCAGCGCUGCCGCUCCGAUGUUUGCCGCUAUGAUCAACAGGAUUAAUGAUGAGCGGUUACUGGCUGGUAAAAAGCCGAUUGGUUUCUUGAACCAGAUUCUAUAUCAACAUCCUGAAGUAUUCACCGAUAUUACGCAGGGCUCCAACCCUGGUUGCGGUACAGCAGGGUUUAAAGCCGCUAAGGGAUGGGAUCCGGUCUCGGGAAUGGGUUCACCCAAGUUUCCGAAACUUCGAGACCUACUAGUCAGCCUUCCUUAA
Fusarium venenatum is the source of this 1797-nucleotide messenger RNA. Its product is annotated as peptidase S8/S53 domain-containing protein. Gene Ontology annotation, biological process: proteolysis. The record is from RefSeq and is a predicted model, not a curated record. Gene Ontology annotation, molecular function: tripeptidyl-peptidase activity; serine-type endopeptidase activity. NCBI's taxonomy places the organism in Eukaryota, Fungi, Ascomycota, Sordariomycetes, Hypocreales, Nectriaceae.